Messenger RNA from Neogale vison (American mink), 1422 nucleotides. RefSeq names its product RAD9-HUS1-RAD1 interacting nuclear orphan 1 (gene RHNO1). Bases 154 to 921 code for a protein of 255 amino acids. Gene Ontology annotation, biological process: DNA damage checkpoint signaling; recombinational repair; cellular response to ionizing radiation. NCBI's taxonomy places the organism in Eukaryota, Metazoa, Chordata, Mammalia, Carnivora, Mustelidae. The record is from RefSeq and is a predicted model, not a curated record. The transcript has 3 exons. Gene Ontology annotation, cellular component: nucleus; chromosome.
UGUCUCAGCGUUCCGGGCUCGAAAGCCGCGGCGGCCCAGGGGAGCGGCUGCCGGGACGCCGCCGGGCGGGCAUGGGUUGGAAUCGGAGCCUGAACUCCGACCUGACUACAACCAACAUCAUGCGGUUACUAACUGCUCUUCAUUCACCUAUUGAUGCCUCCCAGAAAAAAACGCUGCCAGCGUUCCCAGAAAGGCCAGCUGCUAUUCCAAGAACCACCACUGGAGGGCCCCAAACACCACUAUGGCUCUCCCCAGCUUACCAUCACCCACACGAGACAGGUGCCCAGCAAGCCCAUUGACCAUAACACCAUCACUUCCUGGGUAUCACCUCAGUUUGAUACGACAGCAGAAGGCUGGUUCCCAGUGAACCAGAAGCGUCAUCAUCGAAACCAGGCAAGACAUUCAAGUCGAAAAUCCACCACCUCCAAGUUCCCACAUCUAACAUUUGAGAGUCCGCUGUCUUCCUCCGGUUCAGCCGCACUUGGGAUGCCCUUGGCCAGGGAAUGCCCUGGUCAGUCAGAAAAGCGCAUUUUUGGAAGGUCCUUAGUUCCAAUGCUCAGUCCUCAAAGCUGUGGGGAAGUGUCAGCACACGUGCUUCAAAACUUACCUUACGUAUUCAUUCCACCUGAUAUCCAGACCCCAGAGUCAUCGUUUGUGAAGGAGGGGCCCGUUUCCCCCGAUCAGAGGGAACGUAGCCUUCUGAGUGGCUCCUUCAACACUAGUACUCCCAAGAGCCCAGAGGCUGGGCCUGUUCUAGUUAAAGACACCCCUGAAGAGAAGUAUGGGAUCAAGGUCACAUGGAGGAGACGACGCCACUUGUUUACUUACCUCAGGGAGAGAGGGAAGCUGAACAAAAACCAGUUCCUUGUGAAGAACUCACUGGAUUCCUCAGACUCCAGCAGUCUUGAGAAAUUUUCAUGAAGUUGCUAAAGUACUUUUCUGGCUCGCAGGAGAGUACAUUAGGAGAAUAAAACGGAAAUAAAACCAAUAACCUCAAUAGAAAAAAGAUGUCUUAACCAGAAUUUUGGAGUCAUAAGGGAAUUCAAUUCCCAGAUUUGCUUUUUAAAAUAUCUUUCCCUAGAAAGUUUUUAGUGUCAGAAACAGUUCAUAUUUUUCUUACAUUAACUGUUUAAAAUUUUAAAGUAUCUUGUAACUAUUUAAAAUGUAUGUAAAUAAAUGGUUGCAGAAAGGUUUUAGAGACCCCAGCUUUUGAUUACCAAUCACUCAGCAAUACUGCCUUCUCCACAAAAGGUCUGUCUUCAUUGUUUUUUAAAAACCACUAAUUAAUCCUCUAAUCACCUCAUUCAAACUAAUUCAUUCCGCAUUUUUGAAUACAAUCUCUGUGUCAGGCUCAGCAGCGGCUUCCUUUAUGAUAUGAUGGGCAGGGAAACAUUAAAGCAAACUCUGCGACUUUGUAGCUGA